Molecule: messenger RNA, 2498 nt
Organism: Dendronephthya gigantea
Lineage: Eukaryota; Metazoa; Cnidaria; Anthozoa; Malacalcyonacea; Nephtheidae
Product: high mobility group protein HMGI-C-like
Exons: 6
Coding region: 1195-1560 (121 amino acids)
Biological process (GO): regulation of DNA-templated transcription
Cellular component (GO): nucleus
Molecular function (GO): transcription coregulator activity; DNA binding
Source: RefSeq, a predicted model, not a curated record
GUAUCUUUACUACCCAUUAUCGAACAAGGGGUUAAGGAAGCCCGAUGAUAUUGAUAUGAGCGAAAUGAGAAUACACUGACAGAAAAUCAUUGCACACAUUUCACUCACUGGAUACUGACAGGAUGAUCACACAAGACCUAAAAGAGUCUGAGACGCGUGUUGUCGGUGCUGAUCAUGAUGUGUUGGUUGGUCAGUUAAAUUGAAUGGUUAAGUUCGGAUUUCGGCCGUUGGAUUAGAGACCAAGUGGGAUGGUUCUCCUGUCAUAAAUCAAAGGAAUGGAUCAUUUUAUAAAUGAACUGAAUUUCACGUCCUCAGCAUAGGGGACUCUAUACUAACCGUAGAAAUAAUAGAUAUCUAUUAUUCCUAUGAUAUUAGUACUAACUCUCCUGACGAAGGCCCUCAGGUCAAAACGUCGAGAAGUGUUUUUGUCUAUUUUAGGCAGUUGUUAUACCACAUUUGAUGUUGCUUUACGUCUGUUUAUGUUUUUGCAAUGUCCAAAGAAGUAUCUUUCUUUUUCCAAAUGGAAAAUCCUUUUAUUUUGAACAAAAAAAAUGUGGAAGUAAGCUUUUUUGUAUCUAACGAGGGGCAAGACAUCGAGCUUCGUUUUUGUACUUGCUUUUUGAUAGUUGAGUGGUAGAUCACUCGUGGUUCUAAUUACUGUGUUCUGGUAACGUAUACUGACUGCAACUGCUAAUUAGGAACACCCAAUCACAACUUACUAUUCGAGCGCCGCGACUCUGUAAGUGUUGUGCGAAUAAAACUAUUUGUUUUGCAAAUUACACACUACUACAGCAACCAAUAAAGUACAUUUGCAGUGAUGUAAAUCUGGGUAUGUCAAUGUUAUGAACCAAUCCCCGCCUGCCAUUGGCGUACUUUCGUUUGGAAUUUCCGGUAAUUGAGACAUAUGUAUGCAGAUUUACGAUUAAGUUAACGUCGGUUUAUUUGAUCGCAAAAUGAUGCGUUUGUAAAACGAAUCCUUUGACCUGAACCGUUAAUAGUUCAAAACGUGUAAAUUUUCUUUUGGAGACUUUUAAACAGAUAAAUUGCGCUCAAAAUAUUUAUUUUCAUUCAGGUACUAAACUGUUUAACGUAGCUGCAAUAUAAACCAAUUAUAUCUGCCCUUGACGCUGAUAUAGAGUAGCGUUUGAGUAGCGUUAGUUUUCUUUAUUGUAUUAAAUUUGCAAAAUUGUAAAUAUGGCGUCGAGCGAUAGCGAUGGAUCUCCUACAAAAAGACAACUUGACGAAAACGAAGAAGGUGACGAAGAAGAGAACGAAGACGAAGCCGAAGCUCGAAAAGUUAAAAGAUCGCCUGGCAGACCCAGAGGCUCCAAAAAUAAAACCACAAAAGAGAAAUCUGAGGAUGAAGAUCCUGUGCCUAAACGAUCACGAGGAAGACCUAGGAAAUUGGAAAAGCCAGAGGAUGAACCAGGACCAAAACGACCCAGAGGGAGACCAAAGAAAUGGCCACCGGUAGAAAAACCAACUGGUCCAAAAAGACCUAGGGGACGACCAAAGAAAAAUCCAGAUCCUGUUCCUGCUAAGGAAGCAAAUGCUGAAUGAAAAAGAUCAGCAAAUAAACAUCACUGAAGUGUAAAAGAACUUCUCCACAUUUAUUAUAUUCGUUCAUUUUCUAUAUGUAACGGUUCAAAAUGAACAUCUGUUCUCUUUACAAGAAUUUUAUUAUAUAUAGAAUCAGUUAUAUAGCGUACGUUCCGUACAGUACUGUUGCCCAGUAGACGUUCCCAUGGAAAUAUAGCAUGGAAGGGCCAUUCUUGUUAUCCGUUAACUCGCUUGUGAGUAAAGUUCAUUGUUUUAUACCUUUUAUUUACGUUAUGUCGUUAAUGACAGUUCACUUCAGUAAAAAAACAACAACAGUUGCAUGAGAGUUUAGCCCCGCUUCAGUUUUCGCAUAUUUUUAAGAAAGUUAUACUUGAGGUUUGGUCAACUUCACUGAUAGCUUGGAGGAACAUAUCAGAAACAGUGAAACAAAUCUACCAACAAAGUUGUUACAAUAAUUUAUCUUGAUCACAGUGUGGUGAUAACAUGGUUACACAAAUUUUAUUUUCUCUUUCAACUAACACCACGAAUGGCCCUUCAGUUUACCACUUUACACAUUAAGCGGUUAAACUUAUAUAUAGAUUUUAAUUAUAUUAUAUAGUUAUUAGUUAUGUUUAAUUUUGUUUUUUAAUCCUUUUUGCCAUUGACAUUGUAGAUAAUGUAGAUAAAUUGCGUACUGCAUUCCUAUGUAAGGAAUUGUCAGCUAUAUGGCUGUAUCAGAGAAAAAACUACUCAUGUUUGUGUCAAACUUUAAUUAUUACGAGCUUAGCCCAGAGUAACCAAAGGGCACAAAGAAGGUAGCCCCUGCCCCCUUCUUACCACAGGUAAUAGAAUACACAUAGGCAUAGUCACAGUGACAUACUUGGGACUUUGGAGACCCUAAAUCGCCACUAGUGACUGACUGCUUUUGUAAUCUGCAAAUGUAAAUAUUAUAAUGACUG